UUGAAUAAACGCCAAAUUUCAUCCGUUUCUCAAAUUUCAAAAUAUUGUUGUGAUGUUGGAGCUAGGACGAGCGAGAGUCUUUAUACAUGCUGUAUUGAUUUAAUAGUUCUGUGCCAAUAAUACCAGUAACGCUGUAAUGUCCGUGGCCUAUCUAUCGCGAGCAGUGAGCUGUAUUGACGUUAACAGUGAAUGAAUGAAUGAAUGAAAAUCGGCCACAUGCUUUGUCUCAGCACUGUGUUAACCUUACAGUUAUUGAAUUACAGAUCCUGUGUAUAUAUGCAGUUAAUAUCCGUGGAGGUUAAAGAUGUAUUAAGGUAUUAUGAAUCGUGGAUAUAACAGCGAUAAAGACAUCGAUCAGGGCUGGGCAUGGGUUGUGCUGUGUGCUGUUUUUAUUUCUAUGUUACUAUAUGGCAUGGUACAGUACAGCACUGGAAUUAUUGUGGCGGCCAUGUUGGAUGAAAUGGAUGCAGAUUUAAUAUAUGCGUCAUGGGUUGGAUCAGCUCACAUAAGCGUUGGAUUUCUUACAGGUCCUGUAGCUGGUGUUAUCAAUGGUAAACUUGGCUGUCGUUUAUCAGGAAUCUUGUCAGGAUUCGUUAUACUGGCAGGUCUCGGGUUGUCAUAUUUCUCAACAUCAGUGUGGUCUUUGAUGCUGACAUUUGCUCUUAUUGGAGGUUUUGGAUAUGGUCUUGCGUAUAAUAAUUGUUAUGUGGCCACUGGACAAUACUUUCAUCGUUUACGAGCUGUGACAACAGGCUUCAUGACAUCUGGUAUUGCUUUAGGAAUAUUUAUAGGACCGGUCACUAUACGUGCUUUGAUGGAUGAAUUUACUUUGCAUGGGAUGUUUUUAAUAAUGGGUGCUUUGUGUUUUAAUAUUACUGCAUUAUCGAUACUAAUCCGUCCAUCACCUUUUGAAAAAUCAAAACAAUAUAAUAAUAAAAUAAAGGAAUUGGAAAAGGAUAAUAAUAAGAGGAUGUGUUGUAUUCAAAGUGCAUGUGUAAUGGAUUUCUGGAAACUAUUGAAAAUCAGAUCAUUCUUAUUUUACUCUUUGAGUAUAUUUUCAUUUAGUACUGGGGAAUCAAUGACCCUGAUUCAGUUACCUAUAUAUGCUGAGCAACAGGGUUCCACCAAGAUGGAAGCAGCAACAUUGUUUACAGCAUAUGGCAGCGGUUCCAUCGUUGGACGUUUGCUCAUAGGAUUGCUUGCUAACGACAGGAACAUCAAUAAAGCAUUGCUACAGGGUUCUUGUUUGGGAAUAACUGGACUCUUAAUCUUACUGUUUCCUUCUUAUUCAAGUUCUUGGACAUCCCAGAUGAUAUUUUCCGGAGCCAUAGGAAUGUUCACCGGUGGAAUUCCUGCUCUGUUUGGUCCGUUAACUGUUGAGUGUGUUGGUUUAGCAUUUUUAGCAUCAGGAUUUGGGUUUCUGUCUAUGAUGUCCGGUUUAACCUAUGCAGUUGUUCCAGCUCUUGCAGGCGCUGUCGUCGAAGCAACAGGCUGUAUGUCUUAUACAUUUUAUCUUGGUGGUUCUGUGGCAAUAGUUGGAAGUUUGUUAGCAUUUGUGUCAGGUACACAACUGAUACCAAUAACAGAUGAUAUCACAGAAAUAACAGUUCAACCCGAUCCACAAAAUAAACAUCUAAUAACAACAACUGAACCACAGACGAUUACCAAUGGGGAGUUACGUCCCUUGAAUACGACAUGCCCUGAAUCAGAAUAAAAACAUGGUAGCUCUGGUUGUCAUAACCACCAUCACCAUACCAACCAGAAAUAAUACAACUUUGGAGUUCUGUGAAUACAAAACAAAACUUCCAGGCCUAAACAAAGACCAGCUAUAGACAGAUUUAGCUCUUGCAUAAUCCAUCUGCUUUGAUCCAGCGAAUGGUGCUCCUAGCCCCACAAAACAUUACGUAGAAACAUGUUUUGAUUGUAGCCCAAGAGACUGUCAUUCGGUAAGAGGGACGGAUUUAUGUCAACACGAAUGGGUACGUAACUCCUGUCCCGUGUCUUGUGGCGAGUGUGGAAAAUGGAUCUCGGAAAAAAAGCAACCAAUCUGCCACGUUGAUGAGAGUGUCUGUAAAUCUAUAGUUCACAAUGACUGCCACCACCAACUUAUAAAGAAGAAAUGCAGUUCCAAAUGUACCACAACACCCGCUCCAAAACCACCGAUUCCGACAGCACAUAAGCUACCAAUAAACAGAACUUGUCAUGUGUGUGAAUAUCCAUUUUGUGAUCUGGAUUUUGAAGCUGUAGAAACAUGUGUGGAGUGGAAGCCAUAUUGUAUGAAUUACGUCAAAAUUGAUGAAGGUGGAAAUAAAUCCAUCCAAAAAAGAUGUGUAAGUGAAGUUGAGUGUAAUUAUGAGUGGUUAAAUAAAACAUCAACCAGACAGGAAUGCCAAUUCUUUGACAAUAAUAAAAUCUACACAACGGCAUUUAGUUGCCAGUUUUGUUGUGAGACAAAUAACUGUAACCGUAAUACAGUCCCGCAUCUGGACACCCUAAAGACAAAUAAAACAUAGGCCUAAUCAAUAAGCAUAGGCCUAAUCAAUAAAACAUAGGCCUAAUCAAUAAAACAUAGGCCUAAUCAAUAACACAUAGGCCUAACCAAUAAAUAAAAAAUUAUCAACAUUGGAAACGGUCUUGAUUUGUGUUCAUUUAUUUUUGUUCACCAUUUGUCCGUGCAAAUACUUUUCAAAA
This is a messenger RNA of Patella vulgata (common limpet), 2691 nucleotides long. RefSeq names its product monocarboxylate transporter 2. Gene Ontology annotation, molecular function: monocarboxylic acid transmembrane transporter activity. Gene Ontology annotation, biological process: transmembrane transport; monocarboxylic acid transport. The transcript is spliced from 11 exons. The record is from RefSeq and is a predicted model, not a curated record. Bases 320 to 1714 code for a protein of 464 amino acids. NCBI's taxonomy places the organism in Eukaryota, Metazoa, Mollusca, Gastropoda, Patellidae.